AGAGCUGCUGCGCUUUUCUCGCGAUACCUUGUUGGGGUUCGCGGAACAGUAUGGCAGCCGUGUCGCUGAGGUCCUGCCGCAGAGGACUUUCACAAAUGUUAAGAAAUGCAGGGCUCGCAGCUCUGCCUUCACAGCACCUACAAGCUGACAGAAGACACAAGUCCACGGUUCAGUUCGCAGCCAGAGCAGACCUUCCCAAGCUGGCCUACAGGAGGCUGAACGGGAAGAGCCCAGGGGUGGUGUUCCUGCCGGGCUAUGGCUCCAACAUGAAUGGGCAGAAAGCCGAGGCGCUGGAGGAGUUCUGCAGGUCGUUAGGGCAUUCAUACCUCAGGUUUGACUACACAGGACAUGGUGCUUCAGACGGGGUGUUAGCCGAGGGAACAGUCGGUACCUGGAAAAAAGAUGUUCUUUUUGUUUUGGAUGAGUUAACAGAGGGACCGCAGAUACUGGUGGGUUCCAGUCUGGGCGGAUGGCUCAUGCUGCUGGCGGCCAUCGCCAGACCAGAGAAGACUGCCGCUCUGGUCGGCAUCGCGUCUGCUGCUGACCACUUCGUCACGUCGUUCAACGCUCUUCCGUUAGAGACCCGCAAGGAGCUGGAGGCCAAAGGGGAGUGGUCGCUGCCCUCCAAACACACAGAGGAAGGUUUUUACAAGUUCAGCAUGGACUUCCUGCGUGAGGCGGAAAACCACUGCGUGCUCCAGAGUCCCAUCCCCAUCACCUGCCCCGUGCGGCUCAUUCACGGCCUCAAAGACGAGGACGUCCCGUGGCACAUCUCCAUGCAGGUGGCGGAGCGCGUCCUCAGCCCCGACGUGGACAUCAUUCUGAGGCGAAACGGCCAGCACCGCAUGUCGGAGAAGGACGACAUCAAGCUUAUGGUCUACACUAUUGACGAUCUGAUAGACAAGCUGACCACCCUGGUGUGAAGGAGGGGAUAGAGGAGAUGUUCAGGAUAUGUAAACAAAGGAGAAUGACUGUUAACUGGGGGGGUCAAGAUGAGAAAAGAAUAACCAAACAGCAUGUUGCUCUGCCAAACCACACCUAUGAUGCAUAAGAUUUCUUUUUCCCCUAUAUUCUGUCUGUCAUCACGUUAACAUGUUGUUAUAUCGCAAGCGGUAAUGAACCCCGAAAUCUUCAGGUUGCAUUUGUAUGUUUCUGGUUGUUGUAUCGAGUAUUAUGUUGAUCGGCCAUCUUUGCUGUUAGGCUCUUUUUCCCUCCAUCUCUUAGUAGACACACAGUUUUUUCCUGUGCCUUUUUUAUCCAGUUUUCAUCUAUUUUUUGGCCAAUAAAACCUCUGCACAGCGUUGUGCAUGUCUGAGGUCUGUGAAAAUCCACACACUCCUUAACUCAGCUGCGCUAAAUCAGAGUGAACGCUGUUGGUGUUAUGCAGAAUACUAGUGCUGACAUUUUACAAACUCACAUGUGAUAGGAAAAAUAAAGGAAUGUUCUUUCAA
This is a messenger RNA of Fundulus heteroclitus (mummichog), 1451 nucleotides long. It is a transcript of the gene abhd10b, whose product is annotated as abhydrolase domain containing 10, depalmitoylase b. Gene Ontology annotation, biological process: protein depalmitoylation. The transcript is spliced from 5 exons. The record is from RefSeq and is a predicted model, not a curated record. Bases 51 to 923 code for a protein of 290 amino acids. Gene Ontology annotation, cellular component: mitochondrion. NCBI's taxonomy places the organism in Eukaryota, Metazoa, Chordata, Actinopteri, Cyprinodontiformes, Fundulidae. Gene Ontology annotation, molecular function: hydrolase activity, hydrolyzing O-glycosyl compounds; palmitoyl-(protein) hydrolase activity.